UCAAGAUGAGUGACCAACUUAAGUUCAUCGUUGAGAAGCUCAAUAAGGAGCCCUUUAAGAAGAACUUCAAUCUAAUCACCUUUGACUCCUUGGAGUCCACGCAGCUGCUACAGUUACUCAGUGAUGUUCUGGGGGAGAUUGACACAAAGCAUGUUGUUGACAUUAGAGAAGAGUCGCCAGAGCAGACUGCUAAACGGAUGUUGAGCCUUCUCGGUAUUCUGAAAUAUAAACCUCCAGGAGGUACUAGUGACUUGAGCACGUUCCGCCAAGGCUUAGUUACUGGAAGCAAGCCUGUGAUUCAUCCUGUCUUGCAUUGGCUCCUUCAGCGGACAAACGAGCUCAAGAAAAGAGCCUAUCUGGCACGCUUCCUAAUCAGAGUGGAUGUGCCAAUGGAGUUCCUUCAGGAUGAUACAGUGGCUGAUACUAACAGACAGUAUGAAGAGCUGGUGGAAGCCUUCAAAAACCUCCAUAAGGAAUGUGAACAGCUCAAGACGUCUGGUUUCUCAACUGCAGAAAUACGAAGGGAUAUCACUGCCAUGGAGGAAGAGAAGGAUCAACUGCUCAAAAGAGUGGAGCGUCUUAAGAAGCGGGUGGAGACGGUGCAAAAUCACCAGCGGAUGCUUGAGGUAGCGAGGCAGCUGCGAGUAGAGAAAGAGAGAGAAGAAUCUCUUGCCCAGCAGAAGCAGGAGCAGAAAAACCAGCUUUUUCAUGCAGAGCAGAGGCUGCAGAGAGUCCAACUCCAGCUCAAGGAUAUGCGUCAUGCAGCUGUAGAUUCCAAGCCAGAAAGCUUAAUGAAGAGACUGGAAGAGGAGACAAAGUUCAAUUCGUACUUGGUGUCUGAAAAAUUUCCUAAAGAGCUGGAAACAAAGAAACAGUUAUUGCACCUCUUGCAAAAAGUGGUUGCGGAGCCAGCGAUGGGCCAGUCUGAUCUCAACGAACUUGAAACCAAAAUCAGUGAGGUCAAUGCACAAAUCAAUCAGCUGAUUGAGAAGAGGAUGAUGAAGUAUGAACCAAUCGAUAGCAAAUUUUCAAUGUACCGGCAGCAGGCCUCCAUCAUUUCCCGGAAGAAAGCAGCCAAGGCAGAAGAGAUUCAGGCUGCCAAGGAGGAGAUGGCAAAUUUAGAGAGGCAAAUGUUGCAAAAAUCAAACCAAGCUCAGGAGAUGAGUGGCACGGAAGUCUUGAAAGGCGACGAGUUUAAGCGCUAUGUUAACAAGCUCCGUAGCAAAAACACACUCUACAAAAAGAAGCGCCUGGAAAUAGCGGAAAUUACUGCCGAGUAUGGGAUACUGCAGAGGACAGAAGAGCUCCUCCGGCAGCGGCAUGAGGACAUCCAGCAGCAGUUGCAAGCCAUUGAGGCCAAGAAGGGCAUCUCCGGAUACAGCUACACGCAGGAGGAGCUGGAGAGAGUGUCGGCAGUCAAGAGCGAAAUGGAUGAAAUGAAGGGGCGCACUCUGGAUAGCAUAUCCGAAAUGGUGAAAAAGCUGAUCACUCUGGUGGCAGAUAAGAAGUCCAGCCUCGCUCCCAUUAUCAAAGAUUUGAGACAGUUGCGACAGAAGUGCCAGGAAUUAACUCAAGAAUGUGAAGAGAAAAGAACCCAGUAUGACAGCUGUGCAGCAGGGUUGGAGAGCAGCCGUUCUGCCCUGGCACAGGAGGUGAAAGUUCUUCAUGAGGAGUGUGGGCAGGAGGAAAGCCGUUACCAUCAUAUCAACUGCAUGAAAAUGAUUCUGGAAAUACAGCUCCAGCGUGCCAAAGACGAGAUGAAGAUGUACGUAUCGCCAGAUCCUCAGGAGAGAAGAAAGGCGAUUAGGGAACAAUAUUCCCGGAUGAUCACCGAACAAGAAAACUUGGGAAAGAAACUGCGAGAGAAGCAAAAAGCUGUCCGGGAGAGCCACGGCCCAAAUAUGAAGCAAGUGAAAAUGUGGCGGGAUUUCGAGCUGCUGAUGGAGUGCAAGAAGGAGUGUUUCCUCAGGCAACAGAACCAGGUCUCCAUCGGCCAGGUCAUUCAGGAAGGAGGAGAAGACCGGCUGGUGUUAUGAACGCCGGCUGCCCCUG
Euleptes europaea (tarantolino) is the source of this 2052-nucleotide messenger RNA. It is a transcript of the gene IFT81, whose product is annotated as intraflagellar transport 81. NCBI's taxonomy places the organism in Eukaryota, Metazoa, Chordata, Lepidosauria, Squamata, Sphaerodactylidae. The transcript has 18 exons. The record is from RefSeq and is a predicted model, not a curated record. Gene Ontology annotation, biological process: cilium assembly; intraciliary transport. Gene Ontology annotation, molecular function: tubulin binding. Gene Ontology annotation, cellular component: cilium; centrosome; intraciliary transport particle B. Bases 6 to 2036 code for a protein of 676 amino acids.